This is a messenger RNA of Photinus pyralis (common eastern firefly), 714 nucleotides long. RefSeq names its product LDLR chaperone boca (gene boca). The record is from RefSeq and is a predicted model, not a curated record. The transcript is spliced from 3 exons. The coding region runs from base 107 to 652 and encodes 181 amino acids. Lineage: Eukaryota; Metazoa; Arthropoda; Insecta; Coleoptera; Lampyridae. Gene Ontology annotation, biological process: protein folding.
CCUUGCAAAUGAGUCAGUUUUAGAUUUACCUAAAUUCCUACUUGCAGUUACAGGUUAUAAAGAAUCUACUAAACUAGCUUUUACUUAACAAAAUUAAGAAAUAAAAAUGCAGAUUCUUCAUAUUUGGCUAUUUUUGAUGUCAACUUCCCUUAUAUUUUGUAAAAAAUUUAAGGAAGAAAACAAGCCGGAAUGGGCGAAGAAGGACAUACGAGAUUAUAGUGAUGCCGAUCUUGAACGGUUAUUAGAUCAAUGGGAGGAGGACGAAGAACCUCUGGAAGAUGACGAGCUUCCCGAGCAUUUAAAACCGCAGCCACAGAUAGACCUAAGUAAACUUAAUAUGGAAGACCCUGAAAGUGUACUGUCUGCAACAAAAAAGGGACGUACUCUAAUGACAUUUGUUAGUGUUAGCGGAAGUCCAUCACGGGAAGAAACUGAGCAACUAACAAAAUUGUGGCAAACAAGCUUAUGGAACAACCAUAUACAAGCAGAACGUUAUUUGGUUGACGAUAACCGUGCAAUAUUCUUAUUUAAAGAUGGGUCGCAGUCGUGGGUUGCUAAAGAAUAUUUAAUUGAACAGGAAAUGUGUGAUAGUGUUACAAUUGAAGGAAAGGUUUACCCAGGAAAAUUCUCGAGCACAAAAGAUGAAUUAUAAAUUACAUUUUGUACUCUUUCUAAUUAUACAUUGUUAACAAUUUUGAUUUGCUGUACUGAUCA